UCCAUGUAAAACGCCUCAGUGACUGUGUGUCAGUUUCCAUUUUACAAUUCCUGCUUUGCGAGGCAGGCGCCAGGACGCUUCGGAUUCGUGAGGGGAAGCCCGCUGUCUCUUCACAGGCCUGAGCGAAAACCCUUGAAGGUAGAAGGCGGGGGGGACUGCCUCUGUGGAAUGCUUGUGCCCCCCUGUAAUUAACUUGAGUGCAUGCGGCAGGAAUGAGUAGAGAGGGCCCCUGAAGAACAUCCGGAUGACCUUUCACAAAAGACAAGCAGCACAAGAUUCACAGCCUUGUUGCAGACAGACAGGGUCGCACGUCACUUGGAAGGGGACAGUGUAAUAGUCCUUGUAGGCAGAGCCUCCUGCGAUGAGUUUUCAGGAUUUGGGGGCGGGGCCAGCACGAGGUCCCGCAAAUAGGGGCCCCAGUGGGGAUGGGACACAGCGGCUGGCGGCGAGCAUCUUUCAGCUCAAGACCGCAGUGAACACAUACCAGAAGGAUGUCAAUACGCUGGGGACGCCCAAGGACACACCGAAGCUGCGAGAAAAACUGGCAAAGACGAACGCGCAUAUAUCCGAACUAGCAAAGAAGGCCACAGAUGAGUUGAAGGCAGCUUCGGGGCGGGAUCAUACGGCAAACGUUGGGUUGGAACGAAAGCGGCAGGACACGAAACUGGCCGCCGACCUCCAGCGAGUCCUCAACGAUUUUUCAAAAGCCCAACGAGAAGCACUGGACCGAGAAAAGAAGUACAUUCCAUAUGUGCCCAAGGAAAGCCAGAACCCAGACAGUCUGCAUAUACAAGUGGAGGGGGGGAGCAGAGAUGAACGGCAAACGUUAUUAGUGCAGCAACAAAGGCAAGAGGUGCUGAACUUGGAAGCUGACCUGGACUACAACGAGGCGCUGAUCGUCGAGCGCGAGGAGGGGAUCCGGGAUAUCCAGGGGCAGAUCCUGGAGGUGCACGAGACGUUCAAGGACCUGGCGCAGCUUGUGCAAGAACAGGGCAGCUCUAUAGAUCUGAUCGACUCCAAUCUGGUGUCCACGGACGAGUCCAUGAUCCGGGCGAACAAGGAACUGCGAGGAGCUGCCAAGCGGCAAAAGUCAAACGCGUCGACGGCGUGCUGCUUAAUGGUCUUCUUCAGCUUAGCGCUAAUCAUCAUCGUCUUUGUGAUGGUGGCGUAAGCAAGGAACACUGGGAAAGCUGGGAGUAUGUACAUAGAAUAGAUACGCACAUUGAGCAAAGCUGUUGAUCAGAUACUAAACCUGUAAGAUUAGCUGGGUGUAUUGUCCCCACCGGACAUCUAUAAGUGCUACUUUGUACCACGAAAAAGGACAUGUUGACAUUCAUCAAGUGUCCAUCAUGUGUCGAUGGAUAAGUUUCGCGCUAAAUCAACGCUUGCACCAUGUGUUGUGCGCAACAAGACAA
Messenger RNA from Klebsormidium nitens, 1415 nucleotides. The record is from the annotation of a GenBank genome assembly. NCBI's taxonomy places the organism in Eukaryota, Viridiplantae, Streptophyta, Klebsormidiophyceae, Klebsormidiales, Klebsormidiaceae.